AUGUUGCCGGGAUACGGUAGUCAACAGUCAGUGCAAACGAAUAGCAGUAACUAUCAGAGAUAUCAGCCAGCGACAGCUGUUCGAACAUCAGCCUUUGCACCGGUAUCAUCGGCUGGUGCGCCUGUAGUUGGUGUGGAGCCAAAUCGACAUUUCAGAUCAGUAUCGGCGUCUGACCUUUACCAAAGCGAUCCGAAUGCCUCCUACUCCCAACGGUCAGUGGCUGGAUCCACUACUGGUGUUAGUGGGUUCGAUCGACUUCCUUCACAUUAUCGACACUCAAAUAGACCAACGGUUAUUCAGCCAGGACGACCGUCAGCCUCAUCACCUUCGGCGUUGCGACGUGGAGCUCAUUCGCCGGUGUCGUUGUACCGCCCACCAAGUGCUACGAAUCUUUUCGCUGCACCAAGGUCUCCAAACCCGCUACAACAGCAAGGUUAUGUCAGUGCAGGCUCACGAGAUAACUUGGACCAACACCGAAUGAGCGUACCAUCAUCGCCACCAGCAGCGCAUUCUUCACCUCGUGAAGAGCAUCGAGUACCACCUACGUCAUCCUCCACACAUCACUCGAUGGUCAACAACUACUCAUCCUCUCUUCCAUCUCCUCUGAAUCGACCCAGCUAUUCCAAUUCCAACUACCAGCAACUUCCUGUCAAAGCCAUCCCGACCGUAAGAUACCUCCCAAAAGGACCCACAUCACCGUCGUCACUACCGAACGGAAAUGUCGCCUAUGGAAAACCGCCAAUGUACAGCAAUCCGUCCGUAGGACGACCCCAGCAUGAAGCUGUGGUUGUUCGACCAAUCGAAUUGUCAAUGCCGAAAGAAGAAGUGAAUUUGAGGCAUCGUGACGAACAUCCACGAUCGACAACAACUUUUGGAGUUAUGGCACCGACAGCGUUUACCCAGGCGCUCCAAGCUGGAGGAGCACAUGAAGCUAGAGUUGUGCUGGCCCCUCCUCGUCAUUCGGGUAUCGACCGAGAGUUGCGGAAUUUGGAGAGGACCAACACGGCCCUUAUGUCUCAUGACGCAGUAAAUGAGGAAUUGGAUCGAUUAGAUGCGAAGGGUAUCAAUAUGACUGAAGAAGAAACUCGACGGUAUAGGGAACUGCUAAACGUGGCAUCGGAACAGACACGACGAAAUGAGCCAAGAACAGCUGCCGUUGUGGCACCGACGACGUUCGGGGUGCACCACUCGAAUGGAGAUAUGAGCAGACCGACUGCAAAUCGCACGGAGACGCUGAUUGAUGAUGUCGAGAGUAGUCCUGGGCGUAGUGCAAUGCGAGAAAACAUAUCCCCAGGAAAUUCAUACGAACGAAAGUCCGUCCAAUUCAAGGAGACGGUUUCUGUAAAAGAAACGGAAAUAAUGGAUUCUCCAUCGAUUUAUGGAACGAACGAAAUUUAUCGAGAUCCACGACAACAGCGAUUGAAUGAGCUACAGGAACGACAGGAAACUCGAGUGCCUGAUGGCUUGGGAUUCCGGGACAAGAUGCGUAUGUUUGCGACGCAACUCGGCGAAGGAACACCAAAGUCCCGUUAUAGCGCCAGUAGUGCUGAACGACAGAUUCAAAGCGAACAGUAG
Molecule: messenger RNA, 1575 nt
Organism: Cooperia oncophora
Lineage: Eukaryota; Metazoa; Nematoda; Chromadorea; Rhabditida; Trichostrongylidae
Source: the annotation of a GenBank genome assembly